AUGUCAUUGAAAGUGCAGACGAGCAACAUCACGAACAAGAACGACCCCAAAUCCAUCAACUCCAGAGUCUUCAUUGGCAAUCUCAACACAGCUGUGGUCAAGAAGUCCGAUGUGGAGACCAUCUUCUCCAAGUACGGGCGGGUGGUGGGCUGCUCUGUGCACAAGGGCUAUGCCUUCGUACAGUACUCCAAUGAGAGGCAUGCGCGUGCCGCCGUGCUGGGCGAGAACGGCAGGGUCCUGGCUGGCCAGACUCUGGAUAUCAACAUGGCUGGAGAACCCAAACCCAACAGACCGAAAGGGCUGAAGAGAGCAGCCUCUGCCUUGUACAGUGGCUACGACUUCGACUACGACUAUUACAGAGACGACUUCUAUGACAGGCUCUUCGAGUACCGGGGCCGAGUCUCUCCAGUGCCCAGGGUAGUCCCUGUGAAGAGGCCACGGGUCACCAUCCCCUUGGUGCGGCGUGUGAAGGCCACACUGCCCGUCAAGCUCUUCGCCAGGUCUGCAGCCAUCGCCAACAGCUCGGCCAAGCUCAAGUUGAAGAGCAGUGAGCUGCAAACAAUCAAAACUGAGCUGACACAGAUCAAAUCCAACAUUGAUGCUCUCCUGGGCCGGCUGGAGCAGAUUGCUGAGGAACAGAAACUCUCUGCAGAGGUAAGGAAGAAGGCAGAGAGCAGCAAAAGUGAAGUGUCUCAGGAGGACACAGCGUCAGAGGCAGAGGCCAACACGGAGGAGCCGCUGAACGGGGAUGAGGGCGAGGAGGGUCUCACACGGGAGGACUGUGAAGAUGAACUGGAGAACAGCCAUUACACAGAUGUGGAGGAUGCCAGACUACAGUAA
This is a messenger RNA of Acanthisitta chloris (rifleman), 840 nucleotides long. RefSeq names its product RALY heterogeneous nuclear ribonucleoprotein (gene RALY). Gene Ontology annotation, cellular component: nucleus. Bases 1 to 840 code for a protein of 279 amino acids. Lineage: Eukaryota; Metazoa; Chordata; Aves; Passeriformes; Acanthisittidae. The transcript has 7 exons. The record is from RefSeq and is a predicted model, not a curated record. Gene Ontology annotation, molecular function: RNA binding.